Messenger RNA from Trematomus bernacchii (emerald rockcod), 449 nucleotides. Its product is annotated as histone H2B 1.2-like. Gene Ontology annotation, molecular function: structural constituent of chromatin; DNA binding; protein heterodimerization activity. The transcript has a single exon. Gene Ontology annotation, cellular component: nucleosome. The record is from RefSeq and is a predicted model, not a curated record. NCBI's taxonomy places the organism in Eukaryota, Metazoa, Chordata, Actinopteri, Perciformes, Nototheniidae. Bases 28 to 408 code for a protein of 126 amino acids.
AGCUCUAUCAGACCUCGACCCGUAAUCAUGCCUGCAGACGCACCCCCUGUGAAAGCGGCCAAGAAGGGCUCCAAGAAAGCCGUCGCUAAGACCGCCAGCAAGACCGGCAAGAAGAGGAGAAAGUCCAGGAAGGAGAGCUACGCCAUCUACGUGUACAAAGUGAUGAAGCAGGUGCACCCCGACACCGGUAUCUCCUCCAAGGCCAUGGGCAUCAUGAACUGUUUCGUGAGCGACAUCUUUGAGCGCAUCGCCGGGGAGGCCUCCCGUCUGGCUCACUACAACAAGCGCCGCACCAUCACCUCCAGGGAGAUCCAGACCGCCGUCCGCCUGCUGCUCCCCGGAGAGCUGGCCAAGCACGCCGUGUCUGAGGGCACCAAGGCCGUGACCAAGUACACGAGCUCCAAGUAAACCCGACACACCGCAAACAACGGCUCUUUUAAGAGCCACCA